This is a messenger RNA of Xyrauchen texanus (razorback sucker), 2309 nucleotides long. It is a transcript of the gene gla, whose product is annotated as galactosidase, alpha. The record is from RefSeq and is a predicted model, not a curated record. Gene Ontology annotation, biological process: oligosaccharide metabolic process; glycosylceramide catabolic process; glycoside catabolic process. NCBI's taxonomy places the organism in Eukaryota, Metazoa, Chordata, Actinopteri, Cypriniformes, Catostomidae. Gene Ontology annotation, molecular function: alpha-galactosidase activity. The coding region runs from base 62 to 1315 and encodes 417 amino acids. The transcript has 7 exons. Gene Ontology annotation, cellular component: cytoplasm.
AACACGGAAGUGCAACAACUUGUUGCCAUCAGAUCCAGGCAUUCAUCGGCAGUAACCGACCAUGCGUGUCUUAAACCUAGUCUUUAUGGUGGUCGUGGCUUUAUUAAGCCAAGCCUCGGCGCUGGAUAAUGGCCUGGCGUUGACUCCGACGAUGGGCUGGUUGCACUGGGAGAGAUUCACGUGCAACAUAGACUGUGAUGCGGAUCCUCAAAACUGCGUUAGAGAGGAGCUGUUCAUGGAGAUGGCAGAUGUGAUGGUGAAGGAGGGAUGGAAGGAGGCCGGUUAUGAAUAUGUGUGCAUUGAUGACUGCUGGCCCUUACACGAGAGGGAUGCCCAGGGACGUCUGCAGGCCGACCCCAAGAGAUUUCCCAGUGGGAUAAAAAAACUGGCAGAUUAUGUUCAUGCCAAAGGUCUGAAGCUGGGAAUAUAUGCAGAUGUUGGUACACAUACAUGCGAAAGGUACCCUGGAAGUUUAGGUUACUAUGAGAUUGAUGCCAAAACCUUUGCAGAGUGGGGUGUGGAUCUGUUGAAAUUUGAUGGCUGUUUCAUGCCUGACUGGCAUCAGCUUGCGGAGGGCUAUAAAAACAUGUCAAGAGCUCUAAACCAGACAGGCAGAAAUAUUGUAUACUCAUGUGAAUGGCCAUUAUAUGAGUGGCAAUACCAACAGCCUGACUAUGAGGCUAUUCGUAAGACCUGCAACCACUGGCGAAACUAUGGAGAUGUCUAUGACAAGUGGACAAGUGUGACAAGCAUCCUAGACUGGACAGCUGAUCAUCAGAAGAUCCUGGUCCCAGUGGCUGGACCUGGUGGAUGGAAUGACCCUGACAUGUUGAUCAUUGGAAACUUUGGCUUGAGCCACGAUCAGCAGCAGACUCAAAUGGCCCUGUGGACUAUCAUGGCUGCCCCACUUCUGAUGUCCAACGACUUACGAAACAUCUGUCCGAAAGCCAAGGAACUUCUGCAAAACAAAGAGAUCAUCGCCAUUAACCAGGACCUUCUCGGCAAGCAGGGCUAUCGUUCAUUCAAGGCUGACAGUAUGGAGGUGUGGGAACGACCCUUGUCAGGCAACAGGCUGGCACUAGCAGUGAUGAAUAGACAGGAGAUUGGUGGCCCACGCAUAUUUAUCAUUUCUGUGGCGACGCUGCCUAGUUGGCAGCUCUGCAACCCUAAGUGCAAUGUGACACAGAUUCUACCUGUGUACAAGGAAAUGGGUGUCCAGGAUCUCUUUUCAAAGGUGAUGGUUAAAGUCAAUCCUACAGGCACUACACUUCUCACUGUCAGACCUAUAAAGAGCAACUCUGAUUACACCCUGUGAAAUUACUUUCAAAACUAAAACUUGAACAAAAAAGGGGAAACUUAUUAUUGGACACAUUUUAUUACUUUAACUGUGACUUUGAAACAUUUUAAUUGGUUCUUUCCACUUUUUCUUUUGAAUGUUACAGAAGAUUGUUGUAUUUGAAAUAUAUUGAAUCUGUUUGUAAAAAUGUUUAAAGUGAGCACUAAGGAAUUAAAUUUCAUAUGUAGUUAUGUAUCAUUUUUACUGUAUUCACAAAGCACUUUAACUCAAAUAACUGUCCCUCUGCCUUUUUAUAAAUCUAUGAACCUGCCUUUUAUAUUUACAACUGUUUGCUUACUGUGAGCGAUUUUAUCACUCUAAAAUCAUGUUUAUAUGCAUAUUGUUUAUGUCUUGUGGAUAUACUUUUGAAAUGGUGAGUAUUUUAAUGUUCACAGUGGCCCCAUUCACUUCCAUUGUAAGUGCCUCACUGUAACCCAGAUUUUUUAAAGAAAGUCCAAAUGUAUUUUUGUGGUAAUCAACAUUAUGCCACAGAUACUGUCGAUUGAUCUUAACUCGUAUUAAACCCGGAAUAUUCCUUUAAAUUAACAGACAUAAAAACAAACUCAGGUAUUUUACAAAGCAUUUGACAUCUGUGAUGAAGCUCAGGCCUUGUUGGUAAAUGGAUGUACUUGACAUUAAAUAAAGCAUUUGUGGAAAUGUCAGUGGUACUAUUGCAUUACCAUAAUCUGUUAUGCACAUAACACUCAAUAUAGCUAUAUGCUUCUGUUGCUUUACUUCAUUGUUUUCAUCUCUUCCAUUUCUUUGUCAUAUUCUUACAAACACUGUUGCCAAAUAUCACAAAGCCAUCAGUAACAAUAACCUCCUACAGAUUAAAUUUGUAAGUAUUGUUUCCUACUUUGAACCAUUAGCAUCUUUUGAGGAUCGCUGUCUUUUGCACAUGGGUGCUUGGAGAAUUUUUUUUAUAUAUUAAUCAUUCUAUGAAUUGAUGUUUUGAAACAACCUUAAAAUUAUC